GAGUCAAGCUGACCUACGUGCGUCAUCAGGGCACCCUUUUUGCCGAAUGUGAAUCUGAUUCAGCUAUCUUUGUACAAUCACGGAACUGCAACUACAUUCACGGCUUUCAUCCAACUACUGUCGUCAAAAUUGCUAACAAGUGCUCUCUGAAGAUUUUCGACGAACAAUGCUUCCGAAGGUGGCUGGAUCAAGUUCUCAAGCACAUGACACCUCCACCUCGACCGAUCUCAUCGAUAUCAU
Molecule: messenger RNA, 240 nt
Organism: Cooperia oncophora
Lineage: Eukaryota; Metazoa; Nematoda; Chromadorea; Rhabditida; Trichostrongylidae
Source: the annotation of a GenBank genome assembly